Corylus avellana is the source of this 819-nucleotide messenger RNA. The record is from RefSeq and is a predicted model, not a curated record. Lineage: Eukaryota; Viridiplantae; Streptophyta; Magnoliopsida; Fagales; Betulaceae.
UCGCCGUUAAUAAAGCUCAGUGGGUACUUGCUUGGCAACCCAGUAACAGAUAAAUGUGGCGAUGUCAAUGCAAAAGUAGAAUAUGCUCGUGGCAUGGCACUUAUAUCUGAUGAACUCUAUCAAACAGUCAGAAGAAGCUGUGACGGUGAGUACGUGGUUAGAUCCAGAAAAUGUAGAAUGUUUGAAAGAUCUUGAAGCUGUGACGAGGUGCAUCGAAAAACUCAAUCCCCCCAACAUUUUGGAACCCCAUUGUCCUUUAAUUUCCCGAAAAUCAGAUGGAAUAAGAUGGAAUAUUCAAGCAUUUCUUGAACAAAAUCCUAUGUUGAUUCAUAUGCCUCAUUCAUGGUCUCAACCUCCUGCCUUAUGGUGCCGGGUUUAUACUUACGUUCUCUCUCACCUUUGGUGUAACGAUGAAAAUGUACAAAAUGCUCUUCACAUCCGGAAGGGAACAAUAAAGAACUGGGUAAGAUGUAAUGAGAGCAUGUCCUACACAUAUGAUGUUACCAGUACCGUUGAUUAUCAUCAAAAUUUCACCAAGAUCGCAGGUUAUCGAUCGUUGAUUUAUAGUGGAGACCACGACCUGCUUGUUCCGUUUUUGGGCACCCUAGAAUGGAUAAGAUCCCUCAACAUGACUCUCAAUGAUGUUUGGGAGCCAUGGCUCGUGGAUGGUCAAGUUGCCGGGUACACAAUGGACUUCGAGAAGAAUCAAUAUAGUAUGACUUAUGCUACGGUCGAGGCACGAAAAAGACCUCUAAUUAUUUUUCUUCUUUGUUUUUUUUGUUUUUUGGUUAUUGAGGAAGAAUAAAAGUUAAGGCCUUG